ACGUGGACGAAUGUGGCAAUGACUACAAUGGGGGCUGUGUCCACGAAUGCAUCAACAUACCAGGAAACUAUAGGUGCACCUGCUAUGAUGGAUUCAUGCUGGCCCAUGACGGACACAACUGUUUAGACGUAGACGAGUGUUCGGACAACAACGGUGGAUGCCAGCAAGUAUGUGUCAACACUAUGGGGAGCUACGAGUGCCAGUGUACGGAGGGGUUUUUCCUCAGUGACAACCAGCACACCUGCAUCCAUCGCUCCGAUG
Messenger RNA from Austrofundulus limnaeus, 261 nucleotides. RefSeq names its product signal peptide, CUB and EGF-like domain-containing protein 1. Gene Ontology annotation, cellular component: cell surface. Gene Ontology annotation, molecular function: calcium ion binding. Lineage: Eukaryota; Metazoa; Chordata; Actinopteri; Cyprinodontiformes; Rivulidae. The record is from RefSeq and is a predicted model, not a curated record. Gene Ontology annotation, biological process: signal transduction.